Molecule: messenger RNA, 1344 nt
Organism: Ogataea parapolymorpha DL-1
Lineage: Eukaryota; Fungi; Ascomycota; Pichiomycetes; Pichiales; Pichiaceae
Exons: 1
Coding region: 1-1344 (447 amino acids)
Source: RefSeq, a predicted model, not a curated record
AUGUCGGAACGCUCCAGUGUGUAUUCCGAAAUGCCCAUGCAGAAGCUCACCGUUACCAAUCCAGACCUGGAUGCAAUCUCUUUGAGAACUCCUGAAAAUAGGCAGCUUCCACGAGAUGACAGUCCCCACAGUAGCUCUAGUCACCACAGCUCGUCGCCAACUGUUCCCAAACAUAGCUUCACUGACCAUUGGAAUAGAAGAGUCUCCAAUCUUUCCAAUGCCCCAGGUAAUAGGUCAUCCAUGAUGUCUGAAUAUUCAGGCAUUGUGCAGCACGUUGACAUCGAUACCGUGAAAUAUGUGGUGGACAGAGACUCCGACACGUCCACCACUGUUCCUUCAGAAAGACUCUCGGAAGUGAAGAAAGUCAACGGCUCAAAAAUUCAACACUCUUCGGGAGCGAAAGACCUCUCUGGUUUCUUGAAAGAAACGUCUCCGGUGAUGGAAGAAGACGAUAAAGAGAGUAUCAAAAAACCCCAGAUCAUCCCAGUUGCCCGCCCAUCCGAAUUGCUCAGCGAUGGGUUCCCACGCGUGCCAGAUAAAGAACAGUACACUCAAUUGAAUUUAACCAUUCCAGCAAGAUCUCCAAGGCGGCCUCUAUCUGGAGGCUUUCACUCAAUCGAUAAGAUUUCCAGCAAGCCUGGACGUCCCUCGAUGGACUCAAGCUCCUCAGGAAGAUCUAGCGGCCGCGCCAGUGGAAAAUUCGACGACAUCAUGAAGGAGUUUGAGGAUCUUCGGAGCGAAAUUGAGGCAGAGGCCGAUCAAGAACAAAACAGCCAAAAAUUCGGCAUACCUCCUUUCAAUAUUCACCGAUACUCGCCCUCGCAGGCCACCAGCGUCCGCACAGGCGCAGAUUCUUUCCACACAGCCAGAUCUAUCAGUGAAAGCGAGGAUGAUAACGAGAAAGAGGAGACGGAGCCAUUGAGGAAAGUCAAUUCUGGCUCUACCGUUUCGGAGGAAUCUAUAUUCGACCAGACUGCCAGGGAACAAAAGCUGGAAGGUACAGAAGGUGUCCCAGAAGAUGACUAUGAAGACAUCGAAGACCCGCAGGAAAAGCCCGUGCCGCGAGCCUCAACUAAAACGAAAAAGCGCGCAAAAAGACCAAAGUCUAGAAUUAAAUCGUUUUCCUAUGAUACACUAGCACGUCUCCUGAAUGCAACUGAUGGAAUUGUUAUUGGUCAGGAGUUCGCCGAUCUCGAUAUUCCUGCUGACGAGAAAUAUCUCAUCGAGCAGGUUGUCGAUUCCCUGUCCAGACUAACUGCUAACAUGAUGCUCAAUCCAAACCAUUACCAGCAGGGAUGCGAGCGCUUGGAACGAGUUUUGGGAGCUCUAGAAGGCUUUGACUAA